AUGCACCUCAAUGAAUCAGUUGUUAUUUCAGUCAACAGUAAAUUGCAGUCUCGCCAGAGAUUUGGACAUAUAUGCAGCAAAGUAUACGAGAAAGUUAUUAAUUUGGAGUCGUCGUAUAGCAAAAGCGCAAACGUAGCGAGUAUUUCUGUACUUGACUUCAAUCGUGGAAAAGAUAAGGGUUACGGUAACCUGAUGAGAUCAGACUCGCAUCAUCAUACCAUUGCAAACCAGACUGUAUCGUUAGAGCAGGAGACAGGAGAGGAUAUGACACUGAUGAAUGAUGGUUCUACCGAUGCUACUGGUGAUGUUAAUUGUGGUAAUGGCUGUCGUUUGGAUAGUUUAGGUGGAGGUGGUGGUGGUGGUCGUUAUGGGGUGAGCGCUGAUAGUAUUGGUGGUGGUGGUGGUGGUGAUAUUGGUGGUCGUUGUGCUGUGAGUGCUAGUGGCAUUGAUGGUGGUGAAGACGAUGAUAGUGAUGGUGGAGGCGGAAGUAUGGAUAGUGGUGAUUACGUUGGCGAUGAUAAUUCUAAUGUUGAUUUAACUUUUGCAAGUUCAGAAUUAAUAACAGAUUUCUCUGAAACAGGUAGUUGGGCCUUAGAUAAGUACCCUGUCCUUGUCGCAACUUCAAGAUUCGAAAAUAAUUUAAAUUCCAGAAUCUUCGCAGCUUUCAGGAAAACGGAAACCUUAGAAGAGAUACCACAUGGGACAUCUUCGAAUGAACAGGCACCGGACGAUCGACAAGGAUCUGCAACUCCUAUGGUAUGA
Molecule: messenger RNA, 762 nt
Organism: Octopus bimaculoides (California two-spot octopus)
Lineage: Eukaryota; Metazoa; Mollusca; Cephalopoda; Octopoda; Octopodidae
Source: RefSeq, a predicted model, not a curated record